CUGGGCCAGUCGGGACGGAGGAGACAAGAUGGCGCUGCGAGCGAUGCGGGGCAUCGUGAACGGGGCCGCGCCUGAGCUUCCCGUAUCCACCAGUGGGCCCGUGGUGGGGUCUCGAGAACAGGUGCUGGCAAUUAGCCGGAACUACCUCUCCCAGCCUCGUCUCACAUACAAGACAGUAUCAGGAGUUAAUGGUCCACUAGUGAUCUUAGAUCAUGUUAAGUUUCCCAGAUAUGCUGAGAUUGUGCACUUAACACUACCUGAUGGCACAAAGAGGAGUGGGCAAGUUUUAGAAGUUAGUGGUUCCAAAGCAGUGGUUCAGGUGUUUGAAGGGACUUCAGGUAUAGAUGCCAAGAAGACAUCCUGUGAGUUUACUGGGGAUAUUCUCCGAACGCCGGUGUCUGAGGAUAUGCUUGGUCGGGUGUUCAAUGGAUCAGGAAAACCCAUCGACAGAGGUCCUGUUGUACUGGCUGAAGACUUCCUUGAUAUCAUGGGCCAGCCAAUCAAUCCUCAGUGUCGGAUCUAUCCAGAGGAGAUGAUUCAGACCGGCAUUUCGGCCAUAGAUGGCAUGAACAGUAUUGCUAGGGGGCAGAAAAUUCCUAUCUUCUCUGCUGCUGGCUUACCGCACAAUGAGAUUGCAGCUCAAAUCUGUCGCCAGGCUGGUUUGGUAAAAAAAUCCAAAGAUGUAGUGGACUACAGUGAGGAAAAUUUUGCGAUUGUAUUUGCUGCUAUGGGUGUAAACAUGGAAACUGCCCGGUUCUUCAAAUCUGACUUUGAAGAAAAUGGCUCAAUGGACAACGUCUGCCUCUUUUUGAACUUGGCCAACGACCCAACUAUUGAGCGAAUUAUCACUCCUCGCUUGGCUCUAACCACGGCCGAGUUCCUGGCCUAUCAGUGUGAGAAACAUGUAUUGGUUAUCCUAACAGACAUGAGUUCUUAUGCUGAAGCACUUCGAGAGGUUUCAGCAGCCAGGGAAGAGGUUCCUGGUCGACGAGGUUUCCCAGGUUACAUGUAUACAGAUUUAGCCACAAUAUAUGAACGUGCUGGUAGAGUGGAAGGUAGAAGUGGCUCUAUUACUCAAAUUCCUAUUCUCACCAUGCCUAAUGAUGAUAUCACUCACCCCAUCCCUGACUUGACUGGAUAUAUUACAGAGGGGCAGAUCUAUGUGGACAGACAGCUACACAACAGACAGAUUUACCCACCUAUUAAUGUGCUGCCCUCGUUGUCGCGGUUAAUGAAGUCUGCUAUUGGAGAAGGUAUGACCAGAAAGGAUCAUGCCGAUGUAUCUAACCAGCUGUAUGCAUGCUAUGCUAUUGGUAAGGAUGUGCAGGCCAUGAAAGCCGUAGUUGGAGAAGAAGCCCUUACGUCAGAUGAUCUGCUUUACUUGGAAUUUCUGCAGAAGUUUGAGAGGAACUUCAUUGCUCAGGGUCCAUACGAAAACCGCACUGUCUAUGAGACUUUGGACAUUGGCUGGCAACUGCUCCGAAUCUUCCCCAAAGAAAUGCUGAAGAGAAUCCCUCAGAGCACUUUGAGCGAAUUCUACCCUCGAGACUCUGCGAAGCAUUAGCUGCUACUUCAUCGCUGGCUCGAUGCUCUUGUGAAAUACUGGUUCUGUUUUCUUUAUUCCUUUUGCACUCCCCCAUCCCCACCUUUGUGUUGGAGUUUACUGUGUUACCCUGUAAUUAAAAACAAGGAAUAGGUAACAUAUUGUGCCAGUGUUGCAAUGUUUUAAACUGCUAACAGCCUUUAAAAUAUCCCCUGUUCAGAAAACCUGGAACUUCAAUGCUUUGUUUAAAGUAGCUGAGGGUUGGAGGUGAAGUUUUCUUACUGAUGUGUGUAUUUGUACAUAGUGGUGUAGUUAGCUGCCUAGUGUCCUCAUUAUUUGGGUCUCUCAGACCUUCCUUGUCCACCCCCUCAAGAGUAUCACUAUCUGAAGUUAUAAUGCUUUGAUCUCCAAACUAGAGACAAGAUAGGGUCUGAAAGACGCUUCCUCUCAGAGCCAAGACACUUUCCUGAGCACUUGUUCUUAGAUUUUGGUGUGCCUCUGGGUCUGUGCUGCUGCUCUAAGCAGAUGGUUUUUACUGUCCACCUGCUGUUUCCUGUUUAAUGAAUAGAUUAGAAAAGGAGUUUCCUUUUCCUCUUUGGUACGGAUAAGUUUCAACUCCUGUUUCUUACUGUUCUCCCUCCCUCUGAGUAACACAGAAUCGUGCAGGUUUUGCCCAACUGGCCUUGAUCUGAUAGUAGUGAGAUGCCCUG
This is a messenger RNA of Aethalodelphis obliquidens (Pacific white-sided dolphin), 2253 nucleotides long. RefSeq names its product ATPase H+ transporting V1 subunit B2 (gene ATP6V1B2). The transcript is spliced from 14 exons. The coding region runs from base 29 to 1564 and encodes 511 amino acids. NCBI's taxonomy places the organism in Eukaryota, Metazoa, Chordata, Mammalia, Artiodactyla, Delphinidae. Gene Ontology annotation, molecular function: ATP binding; proton-transporting ATPase activity, rotational mechanism. The record is from RefSeq and is a predicted model, not a curated record. Gene Ontology annotation, biological process: ATP metabolic process; vacuolar acidification; proton transmembrane transport. Gene Ontology annotation, cellular component: proton-transporting V-type ATPase, V1 domain.